AUGGAAUCCUCCGAUCCUAAAGUUGGAGAUGGCCAUAUACCACCUGUACCAGAAACUGAAGGAAGAUUGUCUGUUGCAUCUUCCUCGUCAACAUCAUCCUUCAAUUCAAUAGUGAACACAAACGACGACAUCGAAAUGGAAGAUGAUGAUGAAGAAGAAGAAUAUGAAGAACAUAAACCACAAUUACCACCUAUGUCUCCUCAAAGUUCAAGUAAUAAUUUGACAAGUGCAACAACAACAGAAACAGAUGGUACAAUCGGGAGUAGUAGUUCAGAUCAGUUACAACCCUUCACCGGCUACGAUUCCAACAGAAUCCCUUCUGCAGUUUUCUCAAGAAAACCGACUAAUCGAAUGGAAUGGAGCGUGGCAUCAAACGAGUCUUUAUUUAGUAUUCACAUGGGAAACAAUAGUUUCUCUAUGGGACCUGAUAUGAUGAUGCCAUUUGAUUUUGGCAAUGAAAUGAAGCCGGGGUUGAACGAUGCUAAUGCCCCAUUUGGGCUUCCUACUACUGCAGAAGGAGUAGAGAAUAGUAAUGAUAGCAGUAGAAUGAAUAGUAUUUCGAGUAAUUUAAAGGAGGAAGAUAAUUCGAUGAUCAGACAACAACCAUCUCCAAUGAUUCCCAAGAAGGAUGCUACAAAUCAUAGUUUCGACAUAACCAAUAAUGUUCAGGAACCAAACUCUCCUUCAGGAGGGAUGAUUCCUGUAUCAACAGGUGGGACUUAUUCCGGUAGUGAUGUGUCGAAUCAUACCCGUGAUUCUUCUUCAGUCACUGGUACUCAUGUAUCCAGAGAAAGUGGUACCAGCAGCAGCUCUUUCGCCUUUCCAUUAUUGGCUAGUGAAAGUGGGACAAAGAAAAGGUUAAAUGCAGCUGCUCCUGAACAACCGACUGUAGCAAUAAUAGAUGAUCAUGAUCGAGUGGAGGAGAAACCAAAAUCAGGGCCACAAACUGUACCAGAAGCAGAAACAGCAGCAGCAAAUCAAGCUAAUGGUGGAGAAAAGAAAACAUCAUGGUUGUCUUGUUUUUCUUGUUUCAGUAGGUUUAAUUGCAAAAUGUCUAAUCAAUCAGGUUGUUUCGCGAAAGGAAACGACAAAGAAGACAAAGUUGAUGAUUGA
Messenger RNA from Impatiens glandulifera, 1113 nucleotides. RefSeq lists its product as uncharacterized. The record is from RefSeq and is a predicted model, not a curated record. The coding region runs from base 1 to 1113 and encodes 370 amino acids. NCBI's taxonomy places the organism in Eukaryota, Viridiplantae, Streptophyta, Magnoliopsida, Ericales, Balsaminaceae. The transcript is spliced from 2 exons.